Molecule: messenger RNA, 576 nt
Organism: Drosophila willistoni
Lineage: Eukaryota; Metazoa; Arthropoda; Insecta; Diptera; Drosophilidae
Exons: 2
Coding region: 1-576 (191 amino acids)
Source: RefSeq, a predicted model, not a curated record
AUGCGUUAUAAGUUUGUUCUGUGGCUUCUGUUUGCCACAAUUGUGGGCCUGGUAGAGUCUAAGAACGACUUUGAAAUGCAAUUUGAGAACUUCACAUGCAGCACUGACGAUGAUAAAGGAAUUUUUAUACAAGAAUUCAAAUGUGGUCUAAGUAAGAAUCUCAAGAGACGAACUUUUAGUAUGGAAUUCAUGUUGAAGCAAACUCUGAACGAUCAUGACUUUUUUAUGACAAUUGUGCUACCCCGUCCGAAUAUGAGAAUGGAUUUCGUUUUACUCAAUCUCACCACCGAUGGCUGUCAAUUGUUGGCCAAUAAAAAUCAAGUGCCCCUAAUGCAUAUGGGACGCAGUUUGGUCGAGCGAUACAGCAAUCUACCCAAACAAUGCCCCUUCGAGACGGGCAUAACUUACUAUAUACGUGGAUUUCGUAUGGAUUUGAGUCUAAUACCAGCUGUUGAAAUGGAGACACCGGUUAAGGUUGUCUUGGGCUAUCAGCGUAAACAUUUGACCUUGGUCCGGGGUCAUUUGGUGGCACGUGUGCAACGCACUGUCACAGGAGGCAAGAAAUCUAAAGUCUAA